Molecule: messenger RNA, 1771 nt
Organism: Liolophura sinensis
Lineage: Eukaryota; Metazoa; Mollusca; Polyplacophora; Chitonida; Chitonidae
Product: anti-sigma-I factor RsgI6-like
Exons: 12
Coding region: 1-1620 (539 amino acids)
Biological process (GO): carbohydrate metabolic process
Molecular function (GO): hydrolase activity, hydrolyzing O-glycosyl compounds
Source: RefSeq, a predicted model, not a curated record
AUGCCUGCCAAAGGGAAAAUGACAAAACAUCGUGAAGACAUGGCCCUGGGUUUGAUAGUCAUACUUGUGGUGGCGGCCGUGGCGCGAUGCCAGGAGUUGUUGAAAAACGCGGAUCUGGAGGGAACCGGGAGCUGGGAUUGCUACGGCAUUAAGUGCUAUGGUACAAGCGACCAUCACAGCGGAAGCCAGGCUGUGAAGGCAACAUCACGGCAUGCCUUUUUCGAGGGCCCAUCGCAGAAUGUGUGGGUCAAAGAACACACCACGUAUAAAUUCCAGGGCUGGGCCAAACUGGUCAAUGACAACGGAAAGAAUCAGUACUUAGAACUGGAGGUAGAACAUAGUUAUAAGAAUGGUCAGAAAAGCUAUGUAAGCGUUUCCCGACAUAAUAAUAUUCGCACUUCCUCGGGUUGGGUUCACCUCUCGGGCACAUUCAUGAGUCCCGGAAAUCUUGACCACAUCCGGGUGUACUUCCAAGGGCCCGAGCCAGGUGUGGAGUUCAUAGCUGACGGGGCCUCGCUCACCGAUCAGUCUUCGGGUCAUCAGUCAUCCGGAAACUGGAAAGCUCAGGCCAAUGAGCGCAUUGAUCGGCUCAGAAAAAGCAACAUUCACUUCAAGGUCACGGCUGACGGGGGUAUCAAUCAUGGCUCUGUCACUAUCGAGACUGUGAUGACCAAACACGCUUUCCCAUUCGGCACAGCGGUUGUAGCAUCCAUCAUGAACAAUAACAAUGGCGGAUCCGAACAGAAGUACAGGCAGUUCAUAUACGACCAUUUCAACUGGGCUGUUACGGAAAAUCAGCUGAAGUGGAAUCAGUUCGAGUACAACGAGGGUCACCCCGACUAUAAUACCGGAAUAAAUGCCGUGAAGAAGCUAAGGAGCCAUGGGAUAAAGGUGAGAGGUCAUAACCUGUUAUGGGCUGUGGAACAAUGGGUACCUCGAUGGCUCAAGUCAAAGUCCCCGUCUCAGGUCAGAAGCAUCGUCGAUCAUCAUCUACACGAGACUGUCAGCCACUUCAAGGGCCUAGUUGAACACUGGGAUGUCAACAACGAGAUGCUACACGGUAACUGGUACGCCACCAAACUCAACGAUCCUAACUAUACGAAGGAAGUCUUCAAAACCGUUCAUAACAUCGAUCCAAACGUUAAGCUGUUCUUGAACGACUACAGUGUCGUAGCUGGCGGAGCAUCUACUGACGAUUAUUUGGCUCAAGCAAAGGAUUACAAGGCUUCCGGUACUCACAUUGGCGGUAUCGGCGUCCAGUGUCACUUCGGCAUGGAGCAGUAUCCUGAUCCCAGCACUGUGAACUCUCGGCUGGACAAACUAGCACAGGCCGGUCUGCCAAUCUGGGUCACAGAGCUGGAUGUCCAAUCAAAUGACGUGAACAAACGAGCUGACUACUACGAAACUGCCCUCCGGACUUUCUUCUCCCAUCACGCCGUCCAGGGAAUCUUGUUGUGGGGGUUCUGGGUACGCAUCACUGGAGGGGAGAACCAGCAGCUCUGGUGUCAGGACAAGAUUUCAGAAUUAACGCCGCCGGUCAAAGAUUCCUCAAUCUGGUGUAUGGGGAAUGGAAAACUUACGACAAACAUUACCUUUCCAAAGGCUCUGCGUACACCGUAAGGGCUUUCCGUGGUGACUACACGAUCUACGUCAAGAUCAACGGCAAUGUCGUACAGACCCAGCAUUUCUCCCUCGGCAAUGGCGACCACAAUGUCAACCUUCAUAUCAGCGCACACGGUUAAUAUUUUGCAAUAAAGUAAUAAAGGAUAGA